GAGCAGACCCGCCUAGCUGAACGCGGCUGUAUUUUGUUUCCGGCCACGUAUUUUAGCAGAAGACGCGGCCCGACUGUCAAAGUCCCAAUAGACGUGAUUGUGCGCGGGAUUUAUCGUCGUUACUGACCCAUUCCGAACCUAAUUAUGUCCAGUUGAUGCUGGCCAAGUGACGAAAGUGCUAGCGAGACGGACAACAUGGAGAAGGUGUGGUUGCUGGUGGCUGUGGCGGCGAGUGUGGUGGCCAGGGCGGCUGCGGUCGAGCUCACCUUCGAGCUCCCAGACAACGCCAAGGAGUGCUUUUACGAGGAGAUCGAGAAGGGAACGGAGUGCACGCUCGAGUAUCAGGUUGUCACGGGUGGACACUACGACGUUGAUGUCCUUGUUGAGGGACCUGCGCGACAAAUUUUGUACCGUGAAAUUAAGCAACAGUAUGGUCAGUUCCAGUUCACUCCAGACCAUACUGGGACAUAUCAGGUGUGCUUCAGUAAUGAGUUUUCAACCUUUAGUCACAAACUCAUCUACGUAGAUUUUCAAGUGGGCGAUGAGCCACAGCUUCCAGGCGUCGGGGAGCAUUUCACCGCCAUGACCCAGAUGGAGUCAUCUUCACAAAAGGUUCACGAGAACCUGAACUCUAUAAUAGAUUAUCAGACCCAUCACCGACUACAGGAGGCCCAGUCACGGAAAAGAGCCGAGGACCUUAACGAACGCGUCCUCUUCUGGGCUGUGGGGGAGACUUUGGGUAUUCUGGUCAUUGCAGUCGGCCAGGUCAUGAUACUGAAGAACUUCUUUGCAGACAAGAAGAGUAAUCAAGCUGCCUAUUAAUCUGACUGCAUUUAUCAGCAGUUUGUCUCCUUGCCACUUGAAGAGAUCAGCAUCCCUUUUCACCAUCAGGAAAGAACAAAUUGUUUUGUACAUUAAUGGAUUAUAAAGAUUUAUUUUUUUGUGAGAGGAUUUCUUAGUUAUUAUGGAGCACACACUUCUGUCAGCCCAAAUGUUGUUUUUACUUAGGAAAGAAAAGUUGUCUACUAAGAAGAAAAAAAAAUAUGAUUUCACUCAAUUGCAUAUUUUCUGAAUCAUGAUAAAUUUAAAUAUCAGUAGUAUUGUGAACAUGUGAGCAUUUAGUCAUUGUUAUCAAGCCUUCUUAUUCAUUAUUUUAUGCUGGAAAUUGGCAUGUUUGAACAUCGUUAUGGAUAUUGUAAAUCUCACGUUCAGGAAAUUCUAGUGUUAGUGUCUAAUUUCAUUGAAUUCUUGAAUGUAUUUUAAAAUGUAAACGUUGUAUAAUAAGAUUAUUGAGGAAUGACUUGGUCUUCUUGCUUUGCAAAUUUUAUAAUUAUAUUUUUAGCUGUUGAAGUGUUUAUAGAAUUAUUUGUUAUAGGUAAAAACAAAUUUGCAAAUAAAUUAAAAGUGACACAUCUACUGCCACAAACUUCUUUAAAUUUAGAUUCAUGGCAUGAGGACAGAUAUGCUCCAGAUUGAUCAGUUGCAUCAACUGUUACCAUCUCAUGUUAAUGCAAAAAUUAACUUUAAUCACUUGAUGCGAAUUAAUUAGAAAAAAAAGAAUCAUUGCAGUCACCUUCAGAAUAGAUCUCAAAAUACAGCAGAAAGAAGUCUUACGUAUAUAAUUAAAAUCUGUAUAGGGAAAUGCUUGAGUAUGGCAGAAAUAGCUUGUGUUUAGUUUGUCAUUUUGAGAGUACAUUUAUUUAGAUGCUUUCAGAUUAACAAUUUAGGUUUUGUCUAUCUGGAUGCAUGAGAUCUGUAUAUACAGAGUCAAAGUUAUAUUUGAAUGACAGGUUGAGCUGAAUGGGAUGACUGUUUUUUGUGCAUUUUGUAGGCACUGUUAAAUGCCAGACUCGAAAUCUGGUGUCAUGGAAGAUCUAUGCAAUCUUCCCUCUUUGCUGAAGAAAUGCGAGAGCAAAAGGUAAUUUCACAGGCAUUAUUUGAGUAUGUUAUUUUAUUUUUUUGAAGUCCGAAAUCAUGGAAUUGCAUUUUUACUUUCAAGUGUUUUCAAACUUUAACGGCAAGAUGUUGCAUUGUAUUCCACUGAUAACCAGAGAUGUGACACAUGCUUAAGAAUGAAACGACUUGCAUAUUGUGUGGCUUUAGAGUGUGAUGGUAAAUUAUUGUUUUUGUAUGUACUAUCUUAAUAAAAAGGAGUAUAAAUG
Penaeus chinensis is the source of this 2162-nucleotide messenger RNA. It is a transcript of the gene p24-1, whose product is annotated as transmembrane emp24 domain-containing protein 7-like. Lineage: Eukaryota; Metazoa; Arthropoda; Malacostraca; Decapoda; Penaeidae. The coding region runs from base 196 to 822 and encodes 208 amino acids. Gene Ontology annotation, cellular component: COPII-coated ER to Golgi transport vesicle; Golgi apparatus; endoplasmic reticulum. Gene Ontology annotation, biological process: Golgi organization; endoplasmic reticulum to Golgi vesicle-mediated transport; intracellular protein transport. The transcript is spliced from 4 exons. The record is from RefSeq and is a predicted model, not a curated record.